AUGUCGACAAGCUGGUCCCAAGGCGGCCAGCCUUCGGGCCCGAUCCAGAAUAAUGGCAACCGUCACCAGGCAGGUUCUCCUAAUCGCGUUGGCGGCCCUCCUCCUAUAUGCUUCAAAUGUGGAAACGAAGGUCACUAUGUAGUUGACUGUCCUCAAACAAUACGCUCGACUCCAGAUGGUCUGGCGGCGUCUCGUGCUAGUGAUCCAAAUCAAUUAAGUGGCAAUGGGGCAACUGAUGGCGGGGCGCCAUCCAGGGCACAAUGGUCAAACGGCCAAGAUGGUUCUGUAGUCAACAAUUACCAGAAUACCAAAAAUCCCCCUGUGGUCACGCGAUAUGCAGUCCCGGGUCAGCCCCAGCAGUAUGGCAAUUUUCAAGGCCCUUACGGCCCACCUACAGCACCUCCACCGUAUCAGCAAUUUUCAGGCCCAGCACCCGCUUCUCAAUCUUACCCACCACCUCAACAGGCAUCAUAUCCUCCUCAUCAAAACCAGCAAUACGGACCGUCCGGAGCAUCUUACAGCUACAAUCAACCGCCCCAACAAUUGUACGGCGCUCCGCCUCCUAACCCACAGUAUGGUAACCAAGGAUACCAAGCACCACAGUACAAUAAUUAUCCACAGCCAAACGGACCUCCGCCAUAUGGUGGCCCAGGGUACCAGACACAACACUACGCACAUUCCCCAUCGGUACCUCCCUAUCACGAGGCGCCAAAUCAAUAUCCACCACAACCAGCCUACGGCGGGCCACAGCAACCCCCGCAUUGGAACUAUACGCCGCCGGUCUCGUCGCCUUAUAGCGCUUCGCCGUUUCAGCAGUCAAGGAAGUCGAAAUACAAUCCUCACUUCAAAAGGGAAUUCUCUGGAGCUUCUCGACAACAGUCUCAGUCCCAGCCGGGUUCACAACCAGAUUAUGGAUCGGGAAACUAUCAAAUGAAUCCCCAGGCUACUUCCUCUAACUCUAAUCUCACCCAAUAUGGGCCAAACCAAACCUCGCAGAAUCUCCCUACCAGUGAUGUACAUUUCUCAGGCAGUGAAAAUGUUGAAAACAUGAACGAAUCGAAUGCAUCCAGCCGUACUAGCACGCCUUACGCGCGACGCGGAUCUACCUCUGGCAACUUUCGCAAGGGUCGAAUUGGAGCUUUCACUCCAUUCAAUGGUAAUGCAACAAUAGAUCAGCAGAGUGACGAAAAUGAGCAGAGGGAGGAAGGCGAACUCUCCGAAGAAGAUCUGUUGGAGCAGGAAUUCAACUGGGAGCUCGAGAAGAUUUUCAAGGAAGAUCCGCCAACUGAAAACGUUAUUCUUGCGCAACCAUUAGCAACUACCUUUGAUAUGACACCUGUUCCUUUGCUGCACCUAAACUCGGCGCCCUCAGUAUCAAGGUAUGCAAGAAAGGAUAACCUGAACGAGUUCACCAGACAAAUUCGGAGCCAACCCCAAUGGACUUAUUUGCAGGAGGAUCCCGCCUUUUCGGAUGCCAAUAUGAAGGGUGAAUUGAUUCCUCUACAAGAGGUUCCAGCUUGGAUGGCAAAACGCCACGGCACGGUUCUCCCUUCGCUUUCUAGAAAACGAGAGUGGUCUGAUGAGGAAGAUCGACAAGACAAUGUAGGCAUACAGGUCAAGGACGACCCAGACUCAGAGUAUCCACUUGAAACUGUACCAAACAAGCGACAAAAGAAGGAGACCGAUUGUGAUAUGUCUGAUACUAUACCUGUUAAAGCACCUGGAACACCAACGGGCGCUCCUGGUACCCCGAUUCUAAAAAGGACUGGUACUCCAUCAUUCGAUGCUGGUGCUGAUACUGAUGCUGAUGAUGUUUGGGCUCCUCAACCAGGCGAAGGUGCUCUCUCUGCUCCUGUAAAUGAAGAUCCGACCGAGGCAUUGCUUGCGUCUCUAGGGGUUUCUGGUUCUCCUAAACCUGUGCGAAAAGGAUCAAUCCCGCCUGUCCUAAUGCCAGCAAAUGAUCAAUCUAUUUCUCCACAUGGGAAGUUACCGAAAAGCAUGUCCCCGCAGGAAAACCUGGGUUACAACAUGGCCCUACAGAACAAUCCUAGUCAUAGCAACUCCCCACAUGGAAUUCCUCCACAGGGCCAGUAUAACAAUGGUGGCAUCCCGACUAGACAGUCCAUUCCAUAUGGCGGCCCGCCGCAGGGAACUCCGCCUUACAACAUGCGUCCACAGAAGAAGCCGUCCUAUGGCAACGGGCGAUACAGCAUACCCCGGCAAAAUUCGUAUGGCAAUGGCAUACCUAUGCAGAGCAAAACCCCCUACAGCAAUGCCCCCUAUUCUGGACCUCCGCAACCUCAAUAUGCCAACAGUCCUCCAUAUGGAAAUGGCCCCUACGGAGUGCAGCAGCAAGGCAUGGCUCCUCAUGGUAAUCCACCUCAUGGAACAUUAUCACAAGGUCAUAACGCUCCCUGCAGCAAUGAUCCUUCCGGAGUGCUGCAAUAUAACAAUCCUACUUAUGGCACCCAACCUCAUGGAAUGAGUCCACAAGGAAAUCCAGCUUACGGCGUUCCCCCACAAGGGCAAUAUGGCAAUGGUGUCCCUCCGCCAGGCAACCCUGCCUACGGAAUGCCACCGCAAGGUCAACCCCCUUACAGUAAUCCUGCACAUGACAUAUCUCCACAAGGCAAUGCAUAUCGACCACCCAACAACCGUGUCCGUGGCAAUCAACCAGCUCGUAACGAUUCUGGUUAUGCUAGCUCCCGUGGAUCAAACAGCAAUGGCUUGGUUGUCAAUGCCUCUAACCAGCCUCAUUCCUCCUAUUCCCAGCCACGGGUUGAUGGCAGCAUUGAUACGCCUUCUCCCCAAGAGGAGACACCAGUUUUGUCGGAAUGCCAGAACAGCAAGAGCGAUGAGAACAACGAGUCAGGCGAAUCUCCGUUGACUCCAACAUCAGCAGAGAUACUUGGCAAAUUGAUCCAACCGGCACGUAAGACUAGUAAUGGGAAGAAGGCCGAAUCUCUGCGUCAAGCAGAUGACACGGUGCGGAAACCCAAGAGGCCGCAGCCAGUCGUAGCGGAAGCUUAUAGCCGUCGCUGGUGA
Messenger RNA from Amorphotheca resinae ATCC 22711, 3045 nucleotides. RefSeq lists its product as hypothetical. The coding region runs from base 1 to 3045 and encodes 1014 amino acids. Gene Ontology annotation, molecular function: nucleic acid binding; zinc ion binding. The record is from RefSeq and is a predicted model, not a curated record. Lineage: Eukaryota; Fungi; Ascomycota; Leotiomycetes; Helotiales; Amorphothecaceae. The transcript is spliced from 3 exons.